Molecule: messenger RNA, 2697 nt
Organism: Exophiala xenobiotica
Lineage: Eukaryota; Fungi; Ascomycota; Eurotiomycetes; Chaetothyriales; Herpotrichiellaceae
Exons: 5
Coding region: 1-2697 (898 amino acids)
Source: RefSeq, a predicted model, not a curated record
AUGAUUUUAUAUCGACCGGGAGUCGUCCGUGUCUACUAUACAGGGAUACCUUUUCAACUUCAAACAUUGGAGCAGGAGCUGAGCACCAUGAAUUUAUCCUUGUCUAUGUUCAAGCUUCCGCUCGCGAUCUUAUUGCUGCUGUCAAACUUGAAACUGUGUCUGGCAAGUCCGCGAGAGGCAAUUCACGAUCCGCGUUAUAUCAGCACAGCAUUCGCGAAUUGCGCGUAUGCUCAUGCUGAAUUUUCACGCACAAGCACGACCGCAACUGAGCUUACCACCAGCUUAGUUGCAAACGACACGACUACCACCAGGAGAACUCGAAGCGCAAAGACGUUCUCGACAACAACAACUGCAAGUGAGAGCGGGUCGACUUCAGUUUCAGACGAACACGGCUCCUGGGGUGACUGGGGCAGCUCUCCUCAGACCGCGAACAGCCAUGUCUCAGGCGAAGAUCUGCCCUCUCCUAAAACGAGUGGGGGCAGAUCCCAUCAAGUCGGCACCUCAGACGCCUCUGGUACGAACGACAGCAGUUCUGGUGAUGCUUCUCCACAACAAGGUGGUCACGCAGCGACUCAUGAGAAAGGGAGCUCUUGGGGAUUCUAUAGAAACUCUACGACAAGAGAUAAUACCACAAGCAACGACAGCUGGUUUGGCGAGAACGACGGUGUUCCUGCUCUGACGGAAGAAGACAUCCUCUUCAUCAUAUCUGAACGCGCUCUGGCUUACGCUGGCUUCCCAGACUCGGACGGUUCUACAUGGCCGUUGAAUGAUUCCGUGGUGAUAAAAAGACAGACCACAAACGGCACCAACGCUGAUUACUUUGGUGGGGAGAACACUCUAGAGAAGUGGAAACGUCUGGAAAUGGAUAGCUGGCUGGAGAAGUACGUUGCUGACGUCGAUAUCCCCGGGCAGCCGGGGAAGAAGCUCGCCAACAGCACUAACUUCUUCCAUGACUUUUGGUUGUCAACGGGCGAGGAGAACGUUGUCGUGUGUGACAGCCUUUUAGAGUCCUGCAACGUGGCCGGUGUCUCGGACGAUACGCGUUUCAGUUAUAUCAACCGUACCGAUGCUUACCGCGCUCAGUAUGUGCGUCAGGUUAUCAAAGUAUGGCAAUCAUCGAACAAACAGGCAUAUGACAUCUUCUCAAGAGCGGUGUCUGACUCCCAGCUCAACAUCCUGGCGGCGCACACCGUGCUAGUACAAGGCACCCCUCCACCACAAACAAAUAUCUUCGAAGUACUUGUGCCAGCCCUCGCACUCGUCGCGGCAUUUGUGCCGGUGUUGGCACCAGUAGCAGGAGUUAUGGCUGGUGUCUACGCCUUUGCACAGGCAGUCACAAAGCGCGAGGAUACCAUGGAAGGCGUGGUGUGGGCCAAAUCACAGCUGAACCAUACCGAUUAUUUUGAGACUCUUCAGGUACGACAGGAUGGUCAGCAGACAACCGACACGAUCAACGAUCUCCUACAGCGUGUCGCCAAGUUGGAAGUGCCACCGAAAACGUGGCUCGACCAAGCAAAUAACUUGGCCACUGUGGUUAGCAAGGCCGGUGACGCGGCAGCGAAAACGUACAUUGCCUUUAAGGGCUUGAACCCACAGCUUCCCGCAUCUAGCAUCUCCUCUUGGGAUGUGUUCGACUCGCGUGUCCUACAGACUCUACAAUUAUUCCCCAAAAGCAUACUCACCUCCUUCGAACAAAACAUCAAAACCUACUGGGCGCAGCAGACCACCAAUGCCGCUGGAACUACAAUUCUUUCCAGUGGAAUGAGACCUUUCCUCCUGGGUGGCAGGUGGUCUUUGGCAUCCGCCAACAAAGAGAACGUUUCCGAUUCUGCGACUAAAGUGAAGAAGUACCUGGAUGCCGUCAUCUUUAUGCAAUACGUCCAACAGCAAGCGUUCUACUACUGGAUCCAAGACUUUCCUACCUCAUCAGCUUGUACCAAAGCACGACAGGAUGCUAUCAGCGACGGAUGGCUCGCCAGUAACGGCUGGUAUAACUGCAAGAGGCUUGAUAGCGGGCAGUAUCAGCUACAGUACACCCGGAAGCCUACAACAGCCCGCGGCUUCGCGGACGUCUCGCAAAACGGCAGAUACUACCCCGGUGGCGACGUCGUGGCGCUUGAGCAUAUCCCCAAUUCAGAUCGGGGUUGCUAUGUACAGGAGCGCUCCGGUAGCAUUCUUCGACGAACCGGUUUCGAUCAAGUUACGGCGGGCCUGAACAAGUGGAACGAUGGCGUCCUCUCUACGCUAGGUUACGGCUUUAAGCUCGACGAAGUCUUCGCCGCCUCGCAAUCAUGUCAGACCGCCAUGGGGGAUCCCUUCAUUCCAAACAAGGCCCCGCGGAACGCAUUCUAUCCGCCCAUGCGCCUAAAGGAUAACACCCAGGGCGGGGGCGAAAGCGAGAUUCUCAGCGGCACGCUGCCCCCCUGUCUCUUCAAUCUGCCUAUUUUCGAAGUCGGCCGUUCCGACCUCAACAACUGGUGCAAGAAUCACAUGGGCGAGAUGAGGGGCAGCCCUGGAUGGUACCAAGGUAACGAAGCUUGUGGCGACGAGCUCGAGUGGUGGGCCAUACAGUCCGACACCAAGCUAUGUGGCUCCAACCAAGGGGACUAUGCCCCGACGCGCGACUCCCGGCCUGGCUGUUCGCUGCAUGAGCGUGGUGUCGUCUCGGUGUCUUGCCCGAGAUGGAGCGACAACUAA